Molecule: messenger RNA, 508 nt
Organism: Papaver somniferum (opium poppy)
Lineage: Eukaryota; Viridiplantae; Streptophyta; Magnoliopsida; Ranunculales; Papaveraceae
Exons: 2
Coding region: 63-398 (111 amino acids)
Source: RefSeq, a predicted model, not a curated record
AUCUAGACCAUCCACAAAUAUUUAAAGAAGAAGAAGAAGAUAUACCAUUUUUCUGAUCAGUCAUGGCCAAGAUCAGUAUUUUACAUUGCUCCUUGAUUGUUUUGAUUAUCAUGUCAUCUUUUGCUCCAAAGAUGGUAUCUGCACUGGAGUUGGUAUCUGCGCAGGAAGACAUACAGUGCCAAACUACAAACGUAGGUGGUAGCUUAACAAAAAGAUACACGUUUCAAAACGUACCUGCUUGUGAACGCUACUGUAACCGUUUUUGUGGUAAAAAUGGACUAUAUGGUAAUGAUGAACUAGAUGGUAGAGGUAAAUGCAACGGUAAGUUGUGCCAGUGUUGUGUUCCCGAUCCUUUGUACGAACUUGCUAGAAUUGAUUUGGAUGAUCUAGCGCCAUAGCAAUAUGUAUUCCUCCUAUACAUCCCACCCUACCUAUAAUCCAUUGCAUAAAGUGAUUUGUAUUGUGUUACAGUUCUGAGCCAACCGUCUGAAGCAAACACCUUAGAAAC